UUCUUUGUCCUCACCCAGCAGUACAACGCACAACUGGAGAAGGACGCAGGCUCCUCGCAGGAAAGAACAAAACCUGCAUGGCUUGAUAAUACCGCGGGAGUUCUUUCUACCAAGACAGAAGACGAAGGAGAAGCUCUCGAUUUAGACGACAACUUUGAUGAGACGGAGGAGCUGAAAGCUGAAGGUUUGAGAACUUACCUGUCCCACAAGCAAAAUGAGCUGGAGCUUCCUCACACGUCUGCUGGAUGAGAUUUCCAAUCACUCCACCUUUGUCGGCAAAGUUUGGCUCACCCUCCUCAUCGUCUUUCGGAUUGUGCUGACAGCAGUCGGAGGGGAGUCGAUCUACUAUGAUGAACAGAGUAAAUUUGUGUGCAACACACAGCAACCUGGUUGUGAGAAUGUGUGCUACGAUGCAUUUGCGCCGUUAUCACACAUCCGCUUCUGGGUGUUCCAGGUGAUAAUGAUCACCACCCCCACCAUCAUGUACCUUGGGUUUGCUAUGCACAAGAUCGCCCGCAUGGAGGAUGAUGAUUACAGGCCCCGGGGCAGGAAAAGGAUGCCAAUUGUGAGCCGUGGCGCCAACCGCGACUACGAAGAGGCCGAGGAUAACGGGGAAGAAGAUCCUAUGAUCCUGGAAGAAAUAGAGCCAGAUAAAGAAAAGGAAGUCGUGGAAAAGCCCAGCAAAAAGCAUGAUGGACGCCGUCGCAUCAAGAGAGAUGGCCUGAUGAAGGUUUAUGUAUUCCAGCUGCUAUCGCGUGCCAUCUUUGAGGUCUCGUUCCUGUUUGGACAGUACAUCCUUUAUGGACUGGAGGUGGCACCGUCAUACGUAUGCACACGGUCUCCUUGCCCACACACAGUGGAUUGCUUCGUCUCACGUCCGACAGAGAAAACAAUCUUCCUGCUCAUCAUGUAUGCCGUCAGCGCCUUGUGUCUACUCUUUACCGUGUUGGAGAUCCUUCACCUUGGCAUCAGUGGUAUUCGUGACUGCUUUUGCACACCGCGACCUCGGCCUCCCACCCCCCGUCACCCAGCCCUGGCCAGCCAGAGGUCCUCCAUCUGCCGCCAGCCCUCCGCUCCUCCUCCAGGCUACCACACGGCUCUGAAGAAGGACCCGUCAGGAAAACUGGGCUUCAGGGAUAACCUGGGAGACUCGGGUCGUGAGUCGUUUGGAGACGAAGCGUCCUCACGGGAGCUGGAGAGGCUGCGCAGGCACCUAAAACUGGCCCAGCAGCAUCUGGAUAUGGCGUACCAGAACGAAGAGAGCAGCCCGUCACGCAGCAGCAGCCCAGAGUCCAACGGCACGGCAGUGGAACAGAACAGACUAAACUUUGCCCAGGAGAAGCAGAGCAGUACCUGCGAGAAAGGUCUCCGUGCGUAAGUUUUCAUCAGCUGAUCAGCUCACAGGAGGAGCAAUGAGAGGACAGAAGGGAAUGGAACAGGGAGCGUGUAUGUGUGAGUGUGACAUUGUGAUUAUGCUUGAGGUGGAUGAAGUCAGCCCAAGCCUUCCAGUGUUAUGGCCAGCUGUGGUCCAGCGUCAAGUCAAAGGAGUCUCUACUCAGCAGUUAUGAGACACCAGCCUGUCUGAAGAUCCAAAGUGCUAACAAACUGCCAUCGUGCAACAAGAACGGUUAAGGUUAACAUGUACUUCUCCCUCAGGGCAGCUACUUUUUUUAUAUAUAUUUUAUUAUGAGACUUAGAGCUAUUAGUCAUUUUAUGUCCUUUGUUGAAAGUUCAGUGAGAGAAUCUCAAGUUUGCCUUAGACUUAAACUGGAACUCCAUUUUAUGGCAUUUUCUUAAGGUGAGGCCAAGCCAGUUGUGCAAAAGGAAAAAAAGUUCAAACUGUAAGAAUUUUGUACUUUGUGAGGAGGGAGUGUUUGUAGAUGCAAACAAAAGCUUAAUGGACAAGGCACCACUCAAAAAUGAAAGGUACUGGAGUUAUUGUCAUGCUGGUGAAGACUUUGCGAGGUGUCAAUUUUCAUACAAAGAUUUCUUUUCUUCUUCUUUAUUUUUUUUUGUUUUUUGACAAUGUUGGCACUGCACCAGUCAACAUUCCCAAGUCUAGUGCCUGGAUGGUAACUGGAACACAUUUGGGGUGCCUUUGUCCAAAGGAACAAACAAACCUGGGUAAUGCUUGAAAAAUGUAUCUCUUGACAUUGUCUUGUAUUGUUUUAAACAUUUGAUACUGUUCAUUAUUUUUGUAUUAGUUUUAAGUAUUGUGGUAUUGGCAGAAGACCCUUGUCACUGUGGCAAACACCUUUUUUUUUUUUUUUUUUUUAAAGAAUAACGUUCACUACCGUUUUACCUUCUGGAACCAGAUUCUGUCAGUGGACUGGUGUGUUCUUUAAAAAAAAAAAAAAAAAGGUUUGAUACAAUCUGAGCUCAAUUACAAUAUUUUAAUAAUCACAUUCUUUUGUCAAUCUGUAGCUUAUUACGUUAGCUGCACGUCUUUUUUUCAAUCCAGACCCACAUUUAAUUGUUUCUGUUUAAGUAAGGGAUAGUACUGUAUGUCAUAUUCUGUAUCUGAAAGUGCUGAUUUUUGGAUGUUAUCACUGUUCCAUAAUCUAUAUGACAGUUUUAAACAGAUUUAAUCAUUUCAAUGUGAAUUCAAUGCCUUGAACGGGCUCUAAUAAGAUGCCAUCUUUUGUAUUCUGAAUCAUACCCACAGUGCCAACUCAAAUAUUGUCAUCUCAAGUUAUUUUUGACCAAUGCUUUUUGUACUUUUCAUACUUUUUGUAUUAAUAGUACUUUGUUGUUAGUUUUUGAAAUAAAUUUUUACAACAAAUACCA
Amphiprion ocellaris (clown anemonefish) is the source of this 2787-nucleotide messenger RNA. It is a transcript of the gene gjc4b, whose product is annotated as gap junction protein gamma 4b. The coding region runs from base 215 to 1378 and encodes 387 amino acids. The transcript has 3 exons. Gene Ontology annotation, biological process: cell communication. Lineage: Eukaryota; Metazoa; Chordata; Actinopteri; Pomacentridae. Gene Ontology annotation, cellular component: connexin complex. The record is from RefSeq and is a predicted model, not a curated record.